CUCGUCCGCGCGCGCCGAGAUCCCGCCCAGUGGGGCGCGUCGCCGUCGUCACGGCUUUGGCUUGAAAUGCCCCCACGCCGGCGAGGAGAAGAAGCAGGCAGCCCGCAGUUCCGCUGGCAGAGGUAGAGCGCCGGGGCUGCAUGCGCCGGGCCGGCCAGGAGGGGGAGGAAGAGGAGGAGGAGGAAGGAGAGGAGGAGGAGGAAGAAGAAGAAGGAAGGCAGGGGACAGGGCCGAUCGCACCCUCUCUCGCCACCCACACACCCACCCAUCCACCUGGGAACGAGCUCCACUCCCGCGCGCCAUGGGCCGGCCGGCUCUGACCCGGCUGCUGCUCUUCCAGCUGCUCCUGCUCAAGCUCCACAUCGCUAAAGGCUCGGCCAAGGAGUGCGAGGACGACCAGUUCCAGUGCCGGAACGAGCGGUGCAUCCCUUCCAUUUGGAAAUGCGACGAGGAUGACGACUGUACGGAUAACAGCGACGAAACCGAUUGCCCCAAGAAGACCUGUGCAGAAACUGAUUUUACCUGCAACAACGGCCAUUGCAUUCCAUCAAGGUGGAAGUGUGACGGAGAAGAUGAAUGCCCAGAUGGGUCUGAUGAAUCUGAAGCAACAUGCACCAAACAAGUAUGCCUAGCUGAAAAAAUCAGCUGUGGAGAUUCCAGCAACAAAUGUAUUCCUUCUUCAUGGAGAUGCGAUGGAGAAAAGGACUGUGAAAGUGGAGUUGACGAGGCUGGCUGUACUAAUAUCUGUUCGGCCAGCGAGUUCCAAUGCAGCAACAAGACCUGUAUAGCCACAAUCUUUGUGUGUGACGGUGAUGAUGACUGUGGUGAUGGAAGUGAUGAGAGAAAAUGCCCUCCCCUCACAUGCAACCCCAACGAGUUUCAGUGCAACAACAGCCAGUGCAUCCCACAGAUCUGGGUCUGUGACAACCACCCUGAUUGUGAAGACCAGUCGGAUGAGCUCAUGGAAAAGUGCGGCCAUAAAACCAAGCCACCAGUUACGAGCACUUGUGCAGCUCAUGAGUUCCAGUGUGGCAAUGGUGAAUGCAUCCAUCUGAACUGGAAGUGCGAUGGAGAUGAGGACUGCAAGGACAAGUCAGAUGAGCAGGAUUGCCCCCUGGUGACCUGCAGCCCCGAUGAAUUCCAGUGUGGCGAUGGGACUUGUAUCCAUGGAGCCAAACAAUGCAACAAAGUCCAUGACUGUCCAGACAACAGUGAUGAAGCUGGCUGUGUUAAUGAAGCGGCGUGCGAGAGUCCCAACAAGUUUCAGUGUAAGAGUGGAGAGUGCAUAGAGGAAGUCAAGGUGUGCGAUUCACACAGGGACUGCAGGGACUGGUCUGAUGAACCUCUAAAAGCAUGUGGGGUGAACGAAUGUGCUCUCAAUAAUGGUGGUUGCUCCCACACAUGCAGAGAUUUGAAGAUUGGCUACACAUGUGAAUGUCCUCAAGGAUACAAGCUUCUGGACAAGAAAACGUGUGGAGACAUAGAUGAAUGCGAAAAUACGGAUGCUUGCAGUCAGAUCUGCAUUAACUACAAGGGGGAUUAUAAAUGUGAAUGCUAUGAGGGUUACGAGAUGGAUACCCUGUCCAAAAACUGCAAAGCUGUAGGAAAGAGCCCGUAUCUGAUUUUCACAAACCGUCAUGAAGUGCGCAAGAUUGACUUGGUGAAAAGGGACUACUCCCGCAUCAUCCCCAUGCUGAAGAACGUGGUUGCUUUGGAUGUGGAGGUGGCAACAAACAGAAUCUAUUGGUGUGAUUUGUUCUACAGGAAGAUAUACAGUGCCUACAUAGAUAAAGCCAGCAACACAGCAGACCAGAUGGUUCUAGUUGACAGUGAGUUAAACUCUCCUGAAGGCUUGGCGAUGGAUUGGGUCCACAAGAACAUCUACUGGACAGAUUCAGGAAACAAGACCAUUUCUGUUGCCACUACUGAUGGGAGUAAGAGAAGGACACUGUUCAGUACUAAUUUAAGUGAGCCCCGAGCAAUUGCUGUGGAUCCAACACGGGGGUUUAUGUAUUGGUCUGACUGGGGAGACAUUGCAAAAAUUGAAAAAGCUGGCUUGAACGGUGUAGAUCGGCAAGUGCUUGUGACAGACAACAUUGAAUGGCCCAAUGGCAUCACAUUAGAUUUGCUGAAUCAGCGUCUCUACUGGGUGGAUUCCAAACUGCACUUACUUUCGAGUGUAGAUUUCAAUGGCAACAACAGGAAAGUUCUCAUAUCUUCUGUGGAUGACCUUAGCCACCCAUUUGGAAUAGCAGUGUUUGAGGACAGGGUGUUCUGGACUGACUUAGAAAAUGAGGCCAUCUUCAGUGCCAAUAGGCUGAAUGGUCUGGAUAUCUCCAUUUUAGCUGAGAACCUCAAUAAUCCCCAUGAUAUUGUAGUCUUUCAUGAGUUGAAGCAACCUAAAGCUCCAAAUGCUUGUGAUCCGAGCUCCCAACUAAAUGGAGGCUGUGAAUAUCUUUGUCUUCCUGCGCCCCAGAUUUCUCCACAUUCCCCAAAGUAUACAUGUGUUUGUCCUGACAAUAUGUGGUUGGGCCCUGAUAUGAAAAAGUGCUAUCAAGACCUUCCACCUACCUCAACUCAUGUGCCUGUUACUACUACAACUUAUUUGCCCAAUUUUACUGAUAUUAGUACUGCUCUUAUAAUGACAACAACCACAACCACCACCACCAUUGUUACAACCAAUAGCACCAGCAACAUUAGUACAGAAGGCCAAGAAACCACAACACAAUUUGUCCUUGGCACUACAAGCCUCCGUUCAGAAACAACAACAACCACAACAGCAGAAUCCAAAAUAACGACAACUGGAAACAGCAAUCUCUCCCAGCAUUAUGUUAAUGAUGGACAAGGUUUUGGAUCAACUGUGAUGGCAGCCAUCAUUGGGAUUGUUGUUCCUGUUGUGGUAAUUGGUCUGUUAUGUAUGGGAGGGUACUUCAUCUGGAGAAACUGGAAACGGAAAAACACAAAAAGCAUGAACUUUGAUAACCCUGUAUAUAGGAAGACUACAGAAGAGGAAGAUGAAGAUGAAAUUCAUAUUGGGAGAACGACACAGAUUGGGCAUGUGUACCCAGCACGUGUCGCAUUAAGUCUAGAAGAUGAUGGGUUGCCCUGAGAAGACAGCACUUCCUCUAUCCCUACAGCCAGUGGACUGAUAGAUAUGCACUGAACAGAUCUGCUGUGGAUCAUGGAAUCCACCUUCUUUUAUCCCUUUCCCUUGCCCUUUUAAUUAUUGUUUAUGUUGCAGAAGGGUAACCACAAAGUUGAAAUGAACUACAAACAUCCAAAGGAUGUGAGAGUUUUGUAUGUAUAAUCUUUUAUACACCUUUUUAACUUCUUGCACUAUCCAUCUAUUAAUAGUGAGGAGCCUGCUCUACUGCUCAGCUACUAACUCGACGUAUACAACCAGCCAGACCCACGGGUCAGUAGCUUACAGGUCAUUUUUGAAAACUAUAUUUAUAGAAGUUUUGUAAAUAUAUCAAACAUACUUUGUGGCUGUCCAGCAACAUGAAAAAAGAGAUCUAUACAAGCCGUUUAGGAUAUUUAUUAACAAACUCUGGAUAUAAGAUUUAUUCUGUAAAUAUACCUAGAGCAUAAGAGUAUUUAUUUUUUGUAUGUUUGGCUCGCUGUGCAUAGAUUUUCUGUCUAUGCCUAUCAAAGCUAGAUAGGUAUAUAGACAUCUCCAUAUAUAAAUAAAUCUCUAUAUAAAAUAUAAAUAUAUAUAUAUAUAUACAAUAAAUGAAUAUAUUUUAGAAAGACUAACCCAGCAGUAUGGGAAGUAGAGUAAAAAAAAUUCUUAUGGGAGGUUUUGUGGAAAUUUUACUUUGACAUUUGAAACUACUGAGUAAGAAAUGCAGCUGUUAGAAUAGAAUAGUUGAUCACUGUCAAAAGAACAAAGUAGUCAUAUGAUGAACAAACCAAAUUUUGUCCAAGCUUGUAUGCAGUUCUUAGCAAAUUUACAGUGCGUUCAUCCCAUCAAGCUCAGUGAGAUGUACUUCACAGUAAACAUUUUUUCAGUUGGCUUGUUAGCCUUAUUGGAAUUUUUCACCUUAAAAUAUUCUGGGUCUAGGAGUGUUCCUUUUUGUUCAAAAAAGAAGUGUUUACUAAUAGCAGGUUUUCUCCUAUAAUGAGAAUAACUAAAUACUAUUCUCACAUAAUACUAGGGGUACCACAUAAUCCUAAAUGUGCAUAUUUGGAGUUAAGUCCCUCAGGUUUGGUGGAAAACAUUCUUAAUGUGAAUUGGGUUGUAGAAACAGCAGUUGUGGAAUGCAGGGUAUUGGCAUCAAUAUCCAAACAUAUAUAUAUAAUUCUCUAUCAAUGCAUACAGAAAAUCUCAUUCUCUGUUACUGAAAGACACUGUCCUGCUGAUGUUCAUUGCUGGCUAAAUCAACUACAAUAAUCUGAGAUGGCUUUUGCACUAGUUUAGAGACAAACAACUUUCGGGAACUGGAAAUCCAUCCCAACCCCCUAGAACCUUCAAGAACUCUCCCCCUGCAUUUAUUUGGCCUAAAAAUGACCAAGAGUAGCCCCUGGAGCUUUCAGGGGGUGAUUAGCCAUUUUCGGAGAGUCAUAUGUCUAAUUUAGCCUCAAGGAGGCAAUUUUUAAAGACCUGGUUACAGCCUGAAAAUGGCCUUAAAUGGUCUGUUUUCCACUUAGGAGCUUCUGAAGGUGUGAUGUCAAUCCCUACAAAAUUGGAAGGGCAAUCAGGUUGCAUGUAAUCCAAGGGCUCCAUCUUAUUCCAUCCCACCCCUACGCUAUCUAUUUGCUAUUUAUUGGUUGGUACUAGUGACUUCCCAUCAUUACACAUUAUUACAAUCUUAUGGAUUGGCCUCCUAUGUACUUUCAAUAUAAUGUAUGGAUUUUUGUUGUUUCUAAAAGACAACUGGAGCACCAGCCUGUUCUGUGUAGUGAGUUAAAGCAACCCAUAAUCUUUUCGUGGUACAUGUGCUUUCAGUUAGAUAUUUCCAGUUUGCAGGUCCUACCUUUUUAUUACUUCCUAUUGAUUGCAACUAAAUGACUGUUCCUUGAAUAGCCUCUCUGAAUUACCUCAAGUCAGGUUCUCUUCCAUGGCACAGCUUUAACCAGUCUUCCAAUUUUUAAGAAGUUUGCAUGGUAAAAUAACAUUAUUUCACUAUUACAAUAAUUUAAUCACUAUGAAAACAAAAUUGUUUGGCAAUUCAUUAUUAUUCCCUGGUUAAGAUCUUCAGGAAGCAAUAAAACCAGCAGAACCUCAAACAGAAAACACCAGGGGAGAAUAUUUACCAACCUACGACUGAAUUGACUACAGAUUAUUAAAGAAUAUCAUUAGUAUGCGGGAAGCUCUUUGAUGGGUAAAACAUUACUAUACUAAUGUUGAACUAUAACUAAACAGUGCUAAAGGACCACUAAUCCAGAAAGCAAACGAAGACAUCAAUUUUAUCCUGCCUAUACAGGUUUGGCUUGUAAAUGGCUACAUUGGCCACCGUGUCUCACUCACUUGUUGUUGAUGAUGCUUGUUGUGAUUUGGUUGUAACAGAAACCAGUACAAAGGUAUCUAGAAGGAUUAACACACUUCUGCAACCUAUUUCUUUAACUUCAAGAUGUUAAAACAAAUGAAACUGAAGACUGUUGUACUCAAGACAACACAACUUGUGUCAUUCUGUUUUUAUUUCAUUUUGGCUAGCAUUAUUUGUUCUGACAUUACUUUUAGUAUAUUUCCAUAUACUUCUUCAUGCACCUGCCCUUCUGGUAGAAAGGCACCCUCAAGUCUCUCUCCAUACCAAUAGCUUUCAUAUGAAGAGAGGGGUAACUUUAACACUGCAGCCCUGUGCCUGUUUUACUCAGGAGUAAGUUGUGUAAUGAUUAGUUGGAUUAAAAAUUGCAACCUAAAAUUUAUUUGCGAAGUCUUCAAGAACAAAAACAUUUUUGUUUCUAAAGGACAUAAAAAUUCCAACAAAGAUCAGUGUUAGCUUGUAACAUUUCUUAAAGAAAAAUAUUUUAAAAACGAAAUAGGUUGGCCUGGAGGAUGACAAUAUUUGUACACAUUUCAUUGUGCCUUUUAGCAAGAUACUAAUUUUCUUGUGGAAAGCCACUAAAAUGGAACAUUUACCAGGCAGAAUUAUUGCCAGGAUCCAAGCUAGCAGAUAUGCUCUUUUCAGUAUAAGAAUGCAUAAAAUGUGCUAGUUCAAAUAUAUUCUCAUUUAUAUGUACUUCAGACCCAUUUCUGAAGACUUGUGGAUCCAUUUGUAUGUUGGGGCUAAAUUUCUACAUAACAUGUUGCAGUUAACAUUACUUUUCAGUGAAUAACUCUCAGAAUCUCAUGUCAGUUUGGCCUGGAUGAAGAUUUCUGGGAUGAUAUCUCCUCCAAACUUCAAUAUUACAUCUCCUUAUUCAGUAGUUUUGAGUUGUGUUCUAACAACUCCUUGAGUAUUUUAACAGUUCUUCAAUGAAAAGGUCUGUGAAGAUGAGCCUACCUUCGUUGCUGCCACUCCUUCUCUUCCACAAUGGAUGAUUGGGAAAUUGGUGUGUACUCAACAGUGAACUUUUCAGUUGCUGUACGACAGACUAAGAGGGUUCAUAUGGUCUGAACAUGAUCUAAAAUGUAUCCUCAACACACAGGAUUCCUUUGCAGACAAUGACUACAAAAGAUUCCAUAAAGGCAGAAUAUUUUUUUUAAACUAUAUCAUCCAGUGACCUUUACUGCUAAGAAAUCUGAAUCUUUAAGGUCUCAUGACUGCUUUAGUUCACCAGCCUUUGUUUGUUGGGAGGAGGAGCAUUUUUCUUACGACACACAUAAGGGACUACAGGCACAAAAUAGUGUGUCCUGAUACACAGUUUGGAAGGCUCUGGUUUAAGGGAUUAAUGGGUGACAAAUAUUAUUAUGAAAGAGGAGAAUAAGAUUGCUUCUAAACAUAGAACCCCUAAUAUUGAUUAAAAGACACUUUUGCAGCCAUCCAUCUUAUUUUCCUUAACAGAUUCUUUUCUGGUAAGGAAAAUUUAAGGAAGAAGUAGCAGCAAAAUAUGGGAAGCCAAACAAUUGAAGGAAGGUGUGAUCUGAGUCCACUAUACAAUCCCAUUAAUGAGGCAGAAUAACUGUAUAAUAAAAAAUUCAUUUGGAAAUACCCUACAUGACUUUGCAGUCAGAGACUUGCAUCUAUAAAGCAGCCAUUGCAGUUCAAGAUUUGCCACCUCAAGCAAUUGUUUCACACAUCAAGCUGCAGACUUCAAGUACUGUACCUACAUGAGCAGUGAACCAAAUACUUGAACAUAAUUACUUUUUUGUAGCAACAUCCAUUCCUGAAACUUCAAAAGAAGUGCUUGAAAGUCAGAUUGUCCCCAGCCUGAGCUGGUCUUCCAUGAUUUCAAGAACUGCUUUUGCCAUACAUUACACCUUGCACCUUUGUAUCUCCCUUUUUCAUUGUAAUUUUCAUGUUUUAAAAGCAGUUUAUUAAACAACUGUUGAAAGGCAACAGCACCUACAUCUUACAAUUCUGGAUUCCUUGUUGCCCAUGUAACAAUCAAUUCUAAGACUCCUUUUUACAGUCGAGCAGCAGGUUCUCGUUCAUUAAUGUGAAAAACUUCCAGUUGGCUCUCUGAAGUGUCUCCACUGAAAAUAUGGUUUGCUGUGGAAGCUGUGUUCAUGAUGAUGAAUCUGUAACAUUCAUUCAUUCACUUGGAUAAAUCAUCCCUUGAUGACAAAUGACCAAUAAACCCAUAUUUUCGGACUAGUCCCACA
Anolis carolinensis (green anole) is the source of this 7708-nucleotide messenger RNA. RefSeq names its product LDL receptor related protein 8 (gene lrp8). Gene Ontology annotation, cellular component: caveola; plasma membrane. Gene Ontology annotation, biological process: ventral spinal cord development. The record is from RefSeq and is a predicted model, not a curated record. The transcript is spliced from 19 exons. Bases 302 to 3109 code for a protein of 935 amino acids. Gene Ontology annotation, molecular function: protein binding; calcium ion binding. NCBI's taxonomy places the organism in Eukaryota, Metazoa, Chordata, Lepidosauria, Squamata, Anolidae.